Messenger RNA from Coregonus sp. 'balchen', 2607 nucleotides. The record is from the annotation of a GenBank genome assembly. NCBI's taxonomy places the organism in Eukaryota, Metazoa, Chordata, Actinopteri, Salmoniformes, Salmonidae.
AACACUCAUAUGACAGCGUAUGACAUUAGCACAGGGGAGGGACAUCUGAGGCUAAUCAGAGAGAGGGACAUGAUGUUGCGUUAAAGCAAGACUUUGAAGAAAAGGAUCAAUACAUUCAUAGAAGGAUUUGAAGAUAUAACCUAGAGACUUUUUAAAAGGGAAACAAAUAUUGUAAUAAGAGCAAAUAUGCACAACCAUUUGAUCCAGUGUUUCGAGGGCUUUCUAUUAAAUUUGUGUUACAUAAAGGAAUUUUUUGAGCUCAUUAUUGGAGCAAUCUUUUACCUGUUUGAGGCCCUUGUGCGUCUGUUCAUCCAACCACCCAGAAAGGACGUGGAAGGGGAAAUAGUGUUGAUAACAGGGGCAGCCAAUGGCAUUGGCAAACUGAUAGCCAAGGAGCUGGGUCGUCGUGGGGCUACCUUGGUCCUAUGGGACGUCGACUGGGAAGCUCUUGAUGAGACAGCCAAGGAACUUCGCCAGAUACUGGACAUACGUGUCUAUGCCUAUGCUUGUGACUGCAGUCGACGGACUGAGGUGUAUAAAGUUGCAGACCUAGUAAGGUGGUUUGUUCUAUGUUUGAAUAAAACCUGAGAUAACUUUUGGGCCAGUCAACUUUUUAAAUUUGCACAAUAAUUUGUAUCAUAAUGUGAACACUGUGUGUAAUUGGUAAUAUCAUGUUUAACAGGAGAAAAAAGUACCUUGUCCGCCAAGCACUGUGUGUGAUUUGAUGUACACUUUGACUCACCUGCUGAUUCAACAGGUAAAGAGGGAGGUGGGGGAUGUUUCCAUCUUGGUGAAUAAUGCAGGAGUAGUGACAGGAAAGUACACCUUCACAGAGGCCCCAGACAACAUGGUGGACAGAACACUGAGGGUCAAUGUCGCUGCUCACUUCUGGGUAAUUGAGCUUGUAAUUUCUGGGGAGGCAAACAAAACUAUCCAAACAUUAUUUUAUUGAGCUCCUGAGUGGCGCAGUGGUCUAAGGAACUGCAUCGCAGUGCUAACUGUGCCACUAGAGAUCCUGGUUCGAAUCCAGGCUCUGUCGCAGCCGGCCGCGACCGGGAGACUCAUGGGCGGCGCACAAUUGUCCCAGCGUCGUCUAGGGUAGGGGAGGGAAUGGCCGGCAGGGAUGUAGCUCAGUUGAUAGAGCAUGGUGUUUGCAACGCCAUGGUUGUGGGUUCGAUUCCCACGGGGGGCCAGUAUAAAAAAAAUAUGUAAUCACUAACUGUAAGUCGCUCUGGAUAAAUGACUAAAAUGUAAAAUGUAAAUGUUAUUUAAGAGUUGAUCUGUAUUCUGUAUGAUGAUCCAUACAUUUCUCUCUGACAUGAAUCUGUACAGACAUACAAGGCUUUCCUCCCUGCUAUGAUGUCCAGGAACCAUGGGCAUCUUGUGUGUGUGGCCUGUCAUGGAGGACUGUUUGCUAUGAACGGAUUAGCAGGUGGGUGAAUCCUCAUGUGGGUCAUUUACACUAUUCGGAGUGAGCCCCGCUACACAACAAUAUUAGCUUCUAUCCAUAGUGUUACUCCACAGAAUUCAAUAAUAAUUCAAUUACAUUAAUAUAACAGAAACAAUUAUUGUUGACAGACUACUGUGCAAGCAAGUUUGCAGCUGUUGGAUUUGCUGAAUCCAUUGCCUUAGAGAUGCUUGUCCUCAAGAAGGAGGGGGUCAAAACUACUAUAGUAUGUCCUUACUUGAUCAACACAACCAUGUUUGGAGGAUGUCAGACAAAGUAAGUUAUUCCUAUAUGAUUGCCCCCCUCGGGUAACUAAAACGGGCAAUAAUGAUACUCGUGCAAUUUCUAGCUUUUCCCUUGUUGUUUAGGUGGCCGUCUUUUCUGCCCAUCAUGGACAAGUGGGAUGCAGCAAAGAUGAUUGUUGAUGCAAUCCUGAGGGAGAAGAUGUACUUACUGCUACCAUCCAGUCUGUACUUCCUCAUGGCAUUAAAAAGGUAGACAUUAGUUCCAUACCUCAGUAGUCUCUUUUCUUUUUCCCAAGGCAUUUUCACUUGUAUCAGAAGCUCAAUGGUCAGUCACUGAAUCCAGGGAUUGAUACGCCACACCUAAUGACACCUGUCGUAUGGGGAGAAUGUAACAGUUUUGAAGUAUCUACCACUGAGUUACUUUAUACUCUAGAAUAGUCAACUUAUUGACUUGAGAUCUCAAGUGCAUUUUCUUUUGUUUCAGCUUCAUGCCAGCUAAGUUGGGCAUCAUCUUGGUGAAUUUCUUUGGAGGAUUGGAUUUAAUGGAUCGAUUUAGGGGAGUCCCAGUGCCCAUUCUGCCCUACAAAAAGCCUCUGCGCCAAAGAUAUGACAGCAUUGGUGAACCACAGAAUGCAAUAGUCUAUCACAACUAGCUAAUAUAAGAAGAAAACUACUGCAGUAUUGCAUUGAAUCAUUUAGGAGGACUUUGUAAAGGAGGUGUUGAGUUGGGGUCUGUUAGGUGAUUUGUAAAACAAUCCAUCAUACAUACAGAUAUUCAUAAGUAAGUAAAGCGUACAUUAGACUAGCCUACACAAAUCUCUUGAAAUCCUCAUAGGCAGGCAGGCAAUGGCACUGUACGCAAAUAGCCUAUUUUGAGAAUGUUUAUCACAGCUAAAUAAAAACAUACCUCCAUAU